Messenger RNA from Hyaloscypha bicolor E, 837 nucleotides. RefSeq lists its product as uncharacterized. The record is from RefSeq and is a predicted model, not a curated record. Lineage: Eukaryota; Fungi; Ascomycota; Leotiomycetes; Helotiales; Hyaloscyphaceae. The transcript has 2 exons. The coding region runs from base 1 to 828 and encodes 275 amino acids.
AUGCUUGACGCCCGACAGAGCAGUGGUCCACAGAAUCAGCCACCAGUAGGGCUCGGAUUAACUGAUUCUUGUCGAGUUGCCAUCCUGGAUCACGACUGGAUCGUCGCUGUGACUUCGAACUCAUUGUUCAUCAUCUGUCAAGUUGUGCGUGCAUUCGAAAUGGCGGCCGGAACAAAUUUGAGAACUGAGCCCUCGGAGCACUUGCAAAGGAAGAUCAUUAACAGCUUUUGGAAGAAAAGGCCAGCCGACAUCAGAACUGUGGAAUAUAUGUCGUAUUUCCUCCAUUACAACACCACUUGCCGAGCGUUGUUUCUAGGAACCAUUCGUAGCGAGUCUAUGGCAAUUGCUUUACAGACUCAUGAAGAUAUACUCGAUGUGGUCAGCAAGAUAUGGCUUCUUGCAGAGGAGAGUCUCAAUUUUGGCCGUCCGGAGUUACGAGCCUCACUCGCGCAGCUCGAUUGCUUUGCUCAACAACCUUCAUUCAAGAUCGACAAUUCGAUCAAUCUGGUGUUACGUCUUUGGUUGACAAUCCGAAUUCAAGACACGGACUUCAACCCAGCCGGCAAGACCAUGCAAUGGGAUGAUACAUCGACAUUCUCUGAUUUCAUGAACAUACACUUCCCAGGACCGAGGCUGCAGGGACAGACUAACUCGGGAAACAUGCUAGAAAGCAACUUCACAGCCGUCAAUCUCUAUCGAAUGUGCGGUAUUCGGAUCGAGUGGAUCAGCCACCUCGAAGAUCACUUGACAUUUGAUAUCGAGCGCCGGGCAUUGAUGGUGUAUUCAUUGGCUGGAUGCCUUCAAGACCAUAUUGAUGGGUACAUAUGAAUCACCGAC